Molecule: messenger RNA, 1272 nt
Organism: Prunus armeniaca (apricot)
Lineage: Eukaryota; Viridiplantae; Streptophyta; Magnoliopsida; Rosales; Rosaceae
Source: the annotation of a GenBank genome assembly
AUGGUGGCUAGGUCUAUUCUCCAGGCCAUUGCCAUCUUUUUCAACAACCUAUCAUAUGUACCUAUCAAUAGCUUCAUUUUCCUUUUGCUUCUUCCUUAUGCUUGUUCGAUUAAUUUCCAAAUACACCACUUCGAAUCGAGUGUAGACAACAUAGUCUAUCAGGGAGAUGCAGUGGCUUUAGUUGGCGCAGUUAAACUGAUCAACAGGCGUACUUACCUAUGCCGUGUUGGCUGGGCCACUUAUGCUAAGAGAGUGCCUAUCUGGGAUUCUGAUACUGGGAGGCUCACAAACUUUAGCACACAUUUCUCAUUCAUCAUUGACACAACAGGUGAAAACCCUUUCGACCAUGGGAUUGCGUUCUUUCUUGCUCAUGAUCCCGACUAUGAGCAUGUCGGGAUUAACAACUCAAUUUAUUAUGUUGUCACCACCCCUUGGAAUGCUAGCAUACACAGUGGAGACAUUACUGAUGUAUGGAUUGCCUACAAUGCAACAACUAAAAAUUUAAGUGUCCAUUGGAGGUACCAAGCUACCUCGAAUCAUAACGAAAGCACCAGUCUCUUUCACCAGAUUGAUCUAAAGGAAAUUCUGCCUGAGUGGGUCACAAUUGGAUUUUCCAUUGGCAUUGGAUGGUGCCACGACGGAGGUCAGUUCCUUCUUGUCUAUGAGUUCAUGCCAAAUGGUGGCCUUGAUAUUCACCUCUUUGGAAAGAGGAAUGUAAAAUCAAGCAGUGUCAUGCUAGAUUCUAGCUUCAAUGUCAAGCUUGGUGACUUCAGGUUAGUGUGGCUAAUGGACCAUGAGCUUGGCCCUCAAACAAUUGGAUUGGUUGGAACAAUUGGUUACUUGGCUCCAGAGUAUAUAAGCACGGGUAAAGCUAGUAAAGAGUCUGAUGUUUAUAGCUUUGGUGUGGUCACCUUAGAAAUAGCUAUUGGAAAAAGGUCAAUGGAUUGUAUGGAAAAGGAUUUCAAAAUGGGGCUGAUAGAGUGGGUUUGGGACCUUUAUGGAAAAGGAAAGCUUCUCUUAGUAGUGGAUGCGAGGCUGCAUUUGGAGUAUGAAGAGAAACAAGUAGAGUGUUUAAUGAUUAAGGGAUUGUGGCGUGCUCACCCAAAUAAAAGUUUAAGGUCGUCGAUAAGGCAAGCAAAUCAAAUUCUGAACUUUGAGGUAGCAUUGCCAAAUCUUCCCUCAAAGAUGCAUGUUCCAGUGUAUGAUAUACCUACACCAUCAUUCAGGUCCGGUGAUCCAUUAAUAACCAUAAGCACUCAAGAAGGUCGAUGA